Vollenhovia emeryi is the source of this 3607-nucleotide messenger RNA. RefSeq names its product sodium- and chloride-dependent glycine transporter 1. Gene Ontology annotation, biological process: sodium ion transmembrane transport. Gene Ontology annotation, cellular component: membrane. The coding region runs from base 788 to 2959 and encodes 723 amino acids. The record is from RefSeq and is a predicted model, not a curated record. Lineage: Eukaryota; Metazoa; Arthropoda; Insecta; Hymenoptera; Formicidae. The transcript has 11 exons.
UCAUCUCUGUACCUCCCACGCGACCUGCCCUCGCAAGAGGAUAGAUGCAAAUGCCUACAUCCAUCUCACCGAGGAUAAACCUGGGCCAAUCGUAUAGUUGGAGGAGAUAGCACCGAGGGGAAGGCCGAAGUGAGAGAGAGGAUGCUAAGGUUUAGAGCAGAGCACAGCAACUCGCAGGAGCAGUAACAUCGAUCGAUCCGGAGUGGAGCUCGAGGCUCGACAGGUCUUGGUCUCCCGUUGCGGGGGCGAAAACGAGAGGGAGAGAGAGAGAGAGAGAGAGGGUGAACACAGGGGAACAGGGAGAACGGGAACGAGGAGAGAGCGUCGAGCUCUCCGGAGAGACGAAGAGGGUUGUAUGUAGCCAAAGCUCUCCUAUAAUCAGACAGGCAGACAGGCCGGUCAGCUGCCCGGGCACGGAUCGCUCUCGCGCUGCCCGAACAGUCUUCCACACAUUUCUUCGCCUCUGUUCAUCCCAAUCUCUCGCCUUCUUUUCCCUUUACUUCCUCUCCGGUUCUGUUUUCCUGCUCUCCUUCUUUCUACCGGACUUCCACGGAUAACCGCGACUCGGGUCUGCCACGCGUCGACCUUGAAAUCUAGUGACAGUGCGAGUCUGACCUUGACGAGCUUCUCUGUCAAGGCUGACAGGAUAAGAAAUGGACGCAUAGGAAGUUCGCUGACCAAAGAGAAUUAGCAAUUAACAUUGAACUUUGGUGGGCGCAACUCGCCGGUAGCCAUGAGAAAACGAAGAAGCAAUUAACCUUACGGCAAGAGACUGUAUGCAUAGAAAAUGGAGGAAGCGUCUUCAAGAGUACGUCCUUACGUGGACUGGGAUAACGAAGACAAAUACUCAGUGGCGAACAGUCAAGCACCAUUGCAGGACGGGGAAGACGAACACCCGGAGCGCGGGACUUGGACCGGAAAAUUCGAUUUUCUUCUGUCUCUUCUGGGAUACAGCGUGGGUCUGGGAAAUGUCUGGAGAUUCCCGUAUCUUUGCUACUCGAACGGCGGCGGUGCUUUCUUGAUACCGUUCACGGUGAUGCUCAUCAUCGCCGGAUUGCCUCUUAUGUUCAUGGAGCUUUCCUUAGGACAAUACGCCAGUCUCGGACCGGUGGCGCUUUACAAGCAGUUUUGUCCUCUGCUUUGUGGCCUAGGAUACGGAAUGGUCCUCGUUAGCUCCGUUGUCAUGCUUUAUUAUAAUUUAAUCAUCGCCUGGACGCUGUACUACAUGUUUGCCUCAGUCGUUGGCGGUUGGGAAUUGCCUUGGAGCAAAUGCGAGAAGGAGUGGAGCACCGAGGAUUGCUUCAUGCCGGACGCUGCCGAGGCUUGCGUCUCUCAAAACGCUUUUUAUUUCAAAAGACAAUGCGUCAAUUCAAAUCAAAUGACUGCGAUGGGCCUGAUUAUCGAAAAUAUAACCGGCGCUAUCAGGAGGCCGCCAGCCGAGGAAUAUUUUCACAAUUACGUUUUGGGGAUCAGCAGCGGGAUCGAGGAAACUGGAUCGAUUCGACCGUCCUUGGCGGCCUGCCUCUUUCUGGCGUGGAUCAUUGUGUUCCUUUGCCUGAGCAAAGGCGUGCAAAGCUCAGGCAAAGUUGUCUACUUCACCGCUCUUUUUCCAUACGUUGUCCUGAUCGCCCUUUUUAUUCGCGGAAUUUUACUUCCCGGUGCUAAGGAGGGUAUACUCUUUUAUCUGACUCCUGACUGGAGGAGACUGAUGUCCGCCAAAGUAUGGGGGGACGCUGCCGUACAGAUCUUUUUCGCCUUGAGUCCAGCCUGGGGAGGCCUGAUCACUUUGAGCUCGUACAACAAGUUCACCAACAACUGCUACAAGGACUCCUUAAUCGUGGCGAUCAGCAACAUUGGGACUUCCUUCUUCGCCGGCAUGGUGAUCUUCUCGGUAAUCGGUUUCCUUGCUCACGAGCUCGACGUACCGGUGGCGUCGGUGGUAGACGAAGGCGCUGGCUUGGCAUUUAUUGUCUAUCCAGAGGUUGUGGCUCGUCUGCCGGGUGCGCCCGUCUGGUCGCUGCUAUUCUUCAUCAUGCUGCUCACUUUGGGCCUCGAUUCACAGUUUGCUCUGAUGGAGACCGUCACCACGGCGAUACUCGACGGUGUCCCAUCGUUGAGAAGCUAUAAAAUCUGGGUGGUCUUAGGAGCUGCGGUGGUCGGCUAUUCCGGUGGUGUCGUUUUCACCACUAACGCUGGCAUGUACUGGCUGCAACUAAUGGAUAAAUACGCGGCCAAUUGGUCCGUCCUGCUGAUCGCCAUAAGCGAAUGUAUCCUCGUGGCGUGGGUGUAUGGUGCGGAUCGCUUUUUGGACGACGUUCAGCAGAUGAUCGGACCCCGGGACCGUUUGUGGAGAUUCUUCUGGACAUGGAUGUGGAAACUCAUCACACCUGCGGCGCUGUUCUUCAUCCUUUGUUUCAAUUGGGUGGAGUACGAACCACUCAAGUAUGGAGCUUACAUUUAUCCGAAAUGGGCGGAUGUGUUAGGCUGGGUAGUCAGUAUGCUUCCCGUUUUAGUAAUUGUCGGGCUAGCUAUAGAUCAGCUAAAGGGACGGCGUCGGCGCUCGUCCUACGAUGACGAUGAAGAGGAUGACGACGACGAGGACGAUGAGGAUGACGAUGACGACGACGACGACGACGACGAGCUGGACGGAUCUUGCAGGAAGGCCGGGAAGGAAAAGAACAAGAAUAAAAGUAAGAACAUAUGGGACCGCGCGAAGAUAUUGUUGCAGCCGACAUCCAAGUGGGGCCCGGCGUCGUCUAUGACACCUUCCAGAACUCUGAUGGCUUCCUUAGCAAACCCAGGAGGAUACGACUCGGUGCGGGAUACGAUUAUCCUGAUAAACGGUCAGCCAAUGAUGAUACAACCACCCAGCGUCAUUCCAACUGCUCAGAAGCUCCCCGGACCAUCGAUUCUGAAGAAUUCUAGUAAAACUAAUCUGAUUACCUCGCAGCAAGUGUGACACGACACGUUUGUUUCACGUUCGGUGACGAAUCCUUAGAAGAACGAUGCUGAAGACAGUGUCCCUAACGCAAAGUAAGUCUGUCUUCGACAUGAAAAAGUAUUCCCGUAAUGUCGACAUUGUGUACAUUGUCAACCGCGAUUGCCAAUACGCCAGUUAUUUUAUUAUUAUUAAAUUCACCAGAAGCAUUAAAUUUGGGAUGUUUCGAACUCGAAGUUGAUCGAAAAUUAUAUAACUUUCAUCAUUAGGCACGAUCCUCACAUUCUUCACGAUCGAUUGCGCUCAAGCAAGUGGAGAGGAUUUUUUAUUAACUAUAUACAGUCUAUAAAUAUUUAUAAUUUUUCGUGCUUUUUGGAUGAAUUAAAAUUGCAACACUUUUAUGAUAAAAGAACGUCGAUCGAAUAAUUCCCUGACAUUGAUAGAGGAGCCUGAAUAAGUAGUUGAUACUAAAAGUUUAUGGUCAGGAGAUGUAAAUGUUAUGUAAAACUCGGUGGUUAAAAGAAGUUUAAAAGGAUUACAAAGAGUGAUGUAGACUGUAUUAUUUUUUUUUUAAAAUCGCUGACAUCUUAUCCUCCAAGUGGAAUGGAAGGUAUCGUACACAAAAGAUAAUUGUUUCACAAUGGAAAAACAUUUAUUUUUUUAAUCGAC